Molecule: messenger RNA, 2569 nt
Organism: Phlebotomus argentipes
Lineage: Eukaryota; Metazoa; Arthropoda; Insecta; Diptera; Psychodidae
Gene: Ndfip
Product: NEDD4 family-interacting protein 1
Exons: 2
Coding region: 160-852 (230 amino acids)
Biological process (GO): ubiquitin-dependent protein catabolic process; metal ion transport; positive regulation of protein ubiquitination
Cellular component (GO): Golgi apparatus; perinuclear region of cytoplasm; endoplasmic reticulum
Molecular function (GO): WW domain binding
Source: RefSeq, a predicted model, not a curated record
CUCUCAGCGAACGCAGCGCGCUCUGCAUAAAGAAUGUCACUGGUGAAUCUGAUUGGUGAAAAGGGAGUGAAAUUUUUAUAAAUUCUAGUGUUUUCCCCCCGAGGAAUCACACAAAUUGCAUUUUAUCAACAAGACAAGCAAGGAAUUGCUGAGAUUGCGAUGAGUCCAGAGGAUUUGGCGCCGCCCAAGGCGGACUUUAGCGCUCCGCCGCCGUACGAGGUGACGGACAGUCACCCGGACGGCGUACCACAGAGCGCCACGCUGCCGGGCAGCGUGGACAUGGCGAACUGCGGCAUCCCCAGCGGUAAGCUGCCGACGUACGAGGAGGUGCAGAUGGAGAAGAGCCGCCACGGAGAGCUGCCGCCGGAGCUGGGCGGCCCCACGGCGGCACCCAUGCCGCCACCGCCGCACCCGAACCUCGUGGCGGGCGGGCGGGCUCCGCUGGGCAACGGCGCGACGCCGGCGCUGACUUUCAUCGCGAUCGACGCCGGGGAGACGGACAACAUGGCGGGCGACAACAGUCUGCUGGGCACGGACAUCGUGUUCGUGACGGCAUUCCUGGUGGCGUUCCUGUUCAACUGGAUCGGCUUCCUCAUGCUCACGUGCUUCUGCCACACGAUCGCGGCGCGCUACGGCGCCCUGUCCGGCUUCGGGCUGUCGCUGGCCAAGUGGACGCUCAUCGUGAAGCACUCCACGGAUCUGGCGUCGCACGAGAACUCGUGGCUGUGGUGGCUCAUCAUGGCGUUCGGCUUCUUGAUCUGCGUGCGCGCCCUGGUGCAGUACAUCAGCAUCAAGCGCACGUGGCGGCUGCUGUCCGCCUCGGCACAGGAGCGCCUCCUCUUCUUCUACUGAGUGCUCCCGGCCUCGGAGGCGCCCCUGCUCACGCGGUUCCACGGGAUCCGCCCCGUCGGCGCCCCCGCCGUGGCAUAAGAUGUCACCACACCCCACGAGACACCGGCACGCAGUCCACACACGACACGGGCAGGAGAAGAGCGAGACCGAGAGAGAGAGAGAGAGAGAGAGAGAGCUUGCGGAGAGUCCUGCGCAUGAGAGCAUAAUUAGAUUAAUGUUUUACUUUCUAGAUAUCCUAUUAUCACCAAAUAUUCCACGUAUUUUAACUACUCCUUGUUUCUCUUUUGUAUUCGCGAGGGGAGAAUCCCGUGCUCGCCUCCUAAAUUCAUUUUACUUUGUGUAAAUAUAAUAAGUUAAUUGUUAUUUACUCACGCCUACAAUCUGUGUCUUAUUUUGCAUCUCUUCUUCCUUCUGGAAUUUGUGUUGAUUUAUUUUUGAGUCUUUUGUGAGUCAUUCAAUGCGCAAGAGCUCGGAUUUACUUGCAGUAGAUUUGUAGUAUCCGUCCAUCAUUGGAAGAUUGGCAGUGUUAAUUUUGCUCUGACGCCUGAAGAAAUAGGAAGUCACGAUUGCCACGCUAUCUUAUCUUGGCCUUCCAUUGUUAAUUUAUCAGUUCUCUUCGCAUAUGGUGCAAAUAUUAGGUUUUUCAACUGCGAAAAUCGACAAGACAAUCUGUUGAUUUUAGCAAAUCUUUGUUAUUUCUGUGCUUCAGUGUUUUUUUUCGCAAAAGGGAAGUUUAAGGAAUUUUGUAGUCUCGAAAUGGGUUUUCAAGAGGAAUAACAAAGAAAUCAAAGACAUAUUUGUAAGAUUAAAAUAACCUAGACGAUCUUUUAGUUUCCUGAGAAACUUGAUAGUGAGUAAGAAUAAUAAUUAGUCUCUGAUAAAUUGUCCUUGAUAGAGGAGAGAGAGGCAUUUCCGAGCACUGCAUUUUAAAAACUAAGAAAAACACCAAAUCUCGUGGUCGUUAAUAUCGUUUUAUCGCCCCUUUUAAGUGGUUUUCCCUUGAUCUAAGAAAAUAUUGACACAAAACUUGUGUGAGAAAUUAUUUCAAAUGGAGAAUUUUUCAUCGUUUCUAUAGUUUUAUUCUUAUCCAACCAAUUCAUUUCUUUUCAUAUAGUAAAUUUCAUUAUGGUUCAUCCAAUCAUCAGCAAAAUAUAAACCAAGGUAAUGUUUUGUUGAGACUGAAAAGAACUCAUCAAUAGAAUGGCAAAUGCAAUUACAGUUUGGCUGACAUUUAGACAGUAACUCUGAAACUAUUCAUCAAUGAAGACAAAUUUUUCCUAUAUUUGGAUUAGGAGCAGUUAAGAAGCACUGCAAAAAAAUUGUAUCUAAAUUCGUAGACAUAUUCUAAGGGAAAUCCGAGCUCUCCAGUUACUGUUCAAUCCCGGAAACGUGCUAAAAGAAAUCUGUGUAAUAGCUAGUCCUUGUCUAGCGCGAAUGCGAGGAAGUUCUAUUUUUGUAAGGCGAAGGAGUGCUUUUUCCACAAUCACUUCUUCCUCCUUUCUGCAUUCGCGCCUCUCUAAACUCUGUGGCAGUCAAUUUAACGUGAAGCAUAAAAUAACCCUAUGACAUUUCCCCCCUAUCAAAUCCCAAAAUGCAAAAGAAAUAAUGUAACUGUGCGAGAUGUGAAUUCCUCUCCCCCAAAAAAAAAAGUGACUGUAUAAGGAAGAUAAGGAAGAAAAAGCGGAUAAUAAAGGUUCAUGUGUAAUUGUAAUUGAUA